Molecule: messenger RNA, 1623 nt
Organism: Lotus japonicus
Lineage: Eukaryota; Viridiplantae; Streptophyta; Magnoliopsida; Fabales; Fabaceae
Product: WAT1-related protein At5g47470-like
Exons: 7
Coding region: 378-1436 (352 amino acids)
Cellular component (GO): plasma membrane
Molecular function (GO): transmembrane transporter activity
Source: RefSeq, a predicted model, not a curated record
AACAAAUAUCUCAAUAGAGACAAAAGAAGUUUCAUUUCCCUGUCAAAGCUGGGGAAGACUGGUAGAAUAUGAAACAACAUGAACGGUGGUUCAGUUCUAACUCAAAUUUCAUAAACUUGCCAAAUUCAAGAGGACCAGAGCAGUUACCACUUCUCAUACCAUAUAUAAAUAUAAAUUAAUAUAUAAAACAAAAUACCCAUUUUUCCACUCUUUUGUCCAAACUGGUUCAUAAAUGCAGCAAAGAGGGAAUUGAAAAGGAAGGAUUAACCAUUAAGCAAAAGAGAUUGAAGAGAGGAUAUAUAUAGUGUGUGAUAUAUCCUCUCUUGAGAACAGAGAAGAUUAUAUUUUGAUUUGUUGAGAAGAAAAAAAAGGUGAAGAUGGUGGUGGGUGUGGUGAAUGGAAGAAUGAUGGAAGAUAUAGCAAUAAUUGGAGGGUUGAUAGGGGUACAGGUUUUGUAUGCAGGGAGUGCUAUGCUUCUAGGUUAUCUCAUGUCUUUAGGCAUCAAGUCUCUCACCAUUGUCAUUUUCACUUCCUUUGCUACAUUCCUUCUUCUUCUUCCCUUUGCAUUUUAUUAUGAAAGGAGCAAGUGGCCUAAGCAAUUCAGCCUCAAGUUGCUUAUACAGUUUAUUGUCAUUGCGCUUGCAAGUGUUGUGUUCCAGUCUUUAUUCCUCAAAGGAAUCAAUCUAACCUCUCCAGCAAUGGGAACUGCCAUGCCAAACCUUGCCCCCGGCCUCAUCUUCAUCAUCGCGUGGAUUUUUAGGAUGGAAAAAGUGGACUUAAGGUGCACAUAUAGCAGAGUGAAAAUCAUUGGCACAUUGCUUUGUGUGGUGGGGGCUGUUGCAAUGAGCAUGAUGCAGAGCCUCUCCACUUCUGUACCCAUUAAAGAGGGAACAGUUACAGUUCAAUUGGCAUCUCCACCACCAGUUCUAACGUUUGACAGAGACAAGAUUUUCGGUUGCAUCUAUCUCUUGGUUGCGAUCAUCAUAUUGUCAAGCAGCAUUGUUCUGCAGGCUUUUACUCUUGGAGAUUUUCCUGCUCCAAUGUCCUUGUGUGUUAUAACAUCCUUUUUAGCGGGGUCACUGGCAGCAGUUGCUCAGCUCGUUGAAGAUCAUCAAUUCAGUACUGGUUGGCCAAUAGUGAGUGUUGGUGACAUGGUUGGCUAUGGUUUUCUGUCAGGUGCAGUGUCUGGAAUAUGCUUAAGCUUCAAUGGUUGGGCACUUGAGAAGAGAGGGCCAGUCUUGGUCUCCAUGUUCAGCCCCAUUGGCACAGUUUGCUCUGUUGUUUUCUCUGCUUUUACUAUAGGAGACACCAUUAACAUUGGAAGCUUUGCUGGUAUGGUCCUCAUGUUCACUGGGCUCUACUUUGUGCUUUGGGCCAAAGGGAAAGAAGGCUACUCAGACAGUGAGUUUGAUGCAGAGAAACCUCUCUUAAGUUGAUGUGUAUUCUAAUGUCCAAACUAGGAGUGUGUAAUUAAUAUUAGCCAUGAAGUAGAUAGAAUAGGAGAAGUUUAUUACUUUAAUACUUUAAUUAAUUAGGUUUCGGAACAAGGUACUUUGGUGUAAAUAUAUAGUUUAUGUGUUGUAUUAUAUGUAUGACUAGCCACUUAUAGUUGCGUUUGAUGCA